Messenger RNA from Acanthocheilonema viteae, 491 nucleotides. The record is from the annotation of a GenBank genome assembly. Lineage: Eukaryota; Metazoa; Nematoda; Chromadorea; Rhabditida; Onchocercidae.
UUGUUGCUCCGGGUGAAAAUGCAUAUAAGAAAUUACGCCAGCAUUUUGGUGAUGAAUUCUUUGACAGUGUAAGUGGUGAAUUGUUACGGAAAAAACUCGGUGAUUUAGUUUUCUCUGAUAAAAAUACUCGUCAUUUGGUCAAUUCAAUUACACAUCCCGAAAUACGUAAAAUUAUAGCAUUUCAAAUUUUACAACAUUUUUUUCGUGGUGAAAAGUUUGUUGUUUUAGAUCUUCCAUUACUUUUUGAAGCUGGUUAUGCAAAAAUUCUACAAUCAAUUGUAUUGGUUGAUUGUCUUGAAGAUAUUCAAUUGAAACGGUUGCAGCAGCGCGAUAAUAUUGAUGAAGGAGAGGCUCGUAAACGAAUCGAUGCACAGUAUCCAAUGUCUGAUAAACGUCGUCGUGCAACUCAUAUUGUGAAUAAUAGUGGCACUAUUGAACAGACACGAAUUCAAUUAUUUGCUGUACCAUAUUGUGUUAUUACAACUGUUUGA